CUUCUGUGAACAAUUUGACAUUUUGACAAGUGACAUUGUCAAUUUGACUUUAUUUUGUUGUACGACGCUUUAUGUUCACAGCGUACAGCAAUUAUUUUAAAGCGUAAACAUUUUAAAUAUUUAAUUUAAUUGCUAUAUGUGAUAUGAAUAAAAAGUAUUAUUAAGUGUACACAAUUGCCAUUCACAAUGUUUUAUCACAUAUCGCUAGAACAUGAAAUCCUUCUUCAUCCUCGGUAUUUCGGGCCGCAAUUGUUGGAUAUUGUAAAGCAGAAGUUAUAUACCGAAGUGGAGGGCACUUGUACAGGAAAGUAUGGAUUUGUGAUAGCUGUGACAGCAAUAGACAGUAUAGGAGCUGGUUUGAUCCAGCCAGGGCAGGGGUUUGUGGUGUACCCUGUCAAAUACAAGGCUAUAGUGUUCCGGCCAUUCAAAGGAGAGGUCCUUGAUGCUAUUGUAACUCAAGUUAAUAAGGUUGGAAUGUUUGCACAAAUUGGCCCUUUAAGUUGUUUCAUUUCACACCAUUCCAUCCCAGCUGAUAUGGAGUUCUGUCCAAAUGUAAAUCCACCGUGUUACAAGAGUAAACAGGAAGAUAAUGUCAUACAGGAAGAGGAUGUCAUCCGACUUAAGAUAGUUGGUACUAGGGUGGAUGCUACUGGCAUUUUCGCCAUUGGGACAUUGAUGGACGACUACCUAGGAUUAGUAACACAGUAAUAUUUUUUAAAGUAAA
This is a messenger RNA of Spodoptera exigua (beet armyworm), 724 nucleotides long. NCBI's taxonomy places the organism in Eukaryota, Metazoa, Arthropoda, Insecta, Lepidoptera, Noctuidae. The record is from the annotation of a GenBank genome assembly.